GACUCUGGUCUUUAGACCCCACCGGUUUCCUCUCAUUCCCGCUCUUCCUUUUCAGGCUCUCAGGGGGUGGAGUUGGAAUGGCUACGCCAUUGUUGCCAAGGUGAUGUCUUGGUUACUUCCGUUGAUUUCAAUGCUUCCGGGUUGGCGUUGCAGUGGCGUUUCCGACUGUGGGAGCCUCUGCUUCCCAGUCGUCUGAUGAGCCGGAGCAGCUCAGUCCCUUCCCUGUCUCUCACUCUCCUGGCUUCGGUGGCUUUACUUCUUCGAUUGAGCCCUGCUUCCUCGACCCCCCUGGGAGGCCGCCUCCUUCAGGCGCCUCCCUUCUCUCUGCGAACUCGCUCUGACAGCUGAGGAAUUGGCAAGAUCCGGCUAUCCAGAGGGUGAAUGGGUAUCUUUCCCGGAAUAAUCCUAAUUUUUCUAAGGGUGAAGUUUGCAACGGCGGCUGUGAUUGUAAGCGGACACCAGGAAAGUUCCACUUUAAGCCAUGAGAUGUCUGGUCUGAAUUGGAAACCUUUUGUGUAUGGCGGCCUUGCCUCUAUUGUUGCCGAGUUUGGCACUUUCCCUGUGGAUCUUACUAAAACACGGCUUCAAGUCCAAGGUCAGAGCAUCGAUGUUCGUUUCAAAGAAAUAAAAUACAGAGGAAUGUUUCAUGCCUUGUUUCGAAUCUAUAAAGAAGAAGGUAUCUUGGCUCUGUAUUCAGGAAUUGCUCCUGCUUUACUAAGACAGGCUUCAUAUGGCACGAUUAAAAUUGGGAUUUACCAAAGCUUGAAGCGUUUGUUUGUAGAACGUUUGGAAGAUGAAACUCUCCUAAUUAAUAUGAUCUGUGGAGUAGUGUCAGGAGUGAUUUCAUCUACUAUAGCCAAUCCCACUGAUGUUCUAAAGAUUCGCAUGCAGGCUCAAGGAAGUCUGUUCCAAGGAAGCAUGAUUGGCAGUUUCAUUGAUAUAUACCAGCAAGAGGGCACCAGGGGCCUAUGGAGAGGUGUAGUCCCUACUGCUCAGCGUGCUGCCAUCGUUGUUGGAGUAGAGUUGCCAGUUUAUGAUAUUACCAAGAAGCACCUGAUACUGUCAGGAAUGAUGGGAGACACAAUUUUAACACACUUUGUUUCCAGCUUUACAUGUGGCUUGGCUGGGGCUCUGGCAUCCAAUCCAGUUGAUGUGGUGAGAACUCGCAUGAUGAAUCAGAGGGCAAUAGUGGGACAUGUGGACCUCUACAAGGGUACUUUGGAUGGUAUUUUAAAGAUGUGGAAACAUGAAGGCUUUUUUGCACUCUAUAAGGGAUUUUGGCCGAACUGGCUUCGACUUGGACCCUGGAACAUCAUUUUUUUUAUUACGUAUGAGCAACUCAAGAGGCUUCAAAUCUAAGAAAGUCUGAAAAUCUGUGAGUCCAGUCCUGCCAGCCUUUCUACUGUUUUCCUUCUUUGUGUUCCUAAUGUAUUUUGACAAAGUUGUGUUUACAGAACCAGUGGUCUCCCAAGGGCCUUCAACUUGAAGAACAGUAGGAUGGCUUAAUGAUGUUUCUGCAUUUGUGCUACCAUGUUAUCUCUUCCCUGAGAGGAAGUAUUCACAUUGAGAGUGUGGCCCCAGAUUGGUGUCUUCUGUGAAGAUGGAUACUGAUGAGUGACAUUCAGAAAGGCCUUCUUUCCAAAUGUGGGUUAAAUAUAGUUGGUUAUUCCCAGACAGGCUACAGCAGAAGGUAUAGGCCGGCCUACUUACUGCUAUGUAUGGUAUUGACCUUGGUUCUCAUUAAAGUAUUUAUUGGCUGAAUAA
Messenger RNA from Nannospalax galili (Upper Galilee mountains blind mole rat), 1764 nucleotides. RefSeq names its product solute carrier family 25 member 14 (gene Slc25a14). Gene Ontology annotation, cellular component: mitochondrial membrane. The record is from RefSeq and is a predicted model, not a curated record. The transcript is spliced from 11 exons. The coding region runs from base 382 to 1359 and encodes 325 amino acids. NCBI's taxonomy places the organism in Eukaryota, Metazoa, Chordata, Mammalia, Rodentia, Spalacidae. Gene Ontology annotation, biological process: mitochondrial transport.